AUGAAGAGGCCUUCUGCACUCCAGAAACCUUCGUUCACAGGCAGGGGGGAUGCCAAGAAGAAGGCCCACACGAAGGACCAUCAGAAGAAGGCUGGCAAGCCUUCUGACGUUACCUACCACAACCCUUCCUGGCAUAAAGCUUGCAACAACUGGCAAUUGAAGAGCAGCCAUGGGUACAUCAUGUCGGACACCUUGCUCCAAAAGCUGAAGCAAGGGGUGAAGCUGGCUGAUGUGAGGGCCAUGGGAGCCGAGAUGAUCAAUGUCUCGCGGGAGAAGGCCGUUGUUGCAAAGCACCGUGGGGCAGAUGCAGGCCCAGAGGGAAAAGCUGGCUCUGUCAAGAAGCUUACGGAGUCUGAGCAGCUGAAGGUACCUGAGGAGCCUGAGAAAGCCGAGGAAGCCGAGAAGGCCGAGGAUGAGUUGGAGGAGGGCGGAGAAGAGGAGCCGGAGAAGGUAGAUGAUGAGGUCAUAGAAGCGGGCGCUGCUGCUGCUGCUGCUGCUGCUGCUCCUGAGGAGUCAUUUUUUGACGACACCCAAAGGGAUGUCGACUUGUCCAGACUUAGAGAUGGUGGUGCGGAGAGUUACAACAUUCAUUGUGCAGUGGCGCAUUGCCCUGUGAUUUUUUUCCUUGCUGCAUCGCAGCCAGAAAAGCAAGUUUGGAACACCUGGCACCCAUAG
Messenger RNA from Cladocopium goreaui, 675 nucleotides. NCBI's taxonomy places the organism in Eukaryota, Dinophyceae, Suessiales, Symbiodiniaceae. The record is from the annotation of a GenBank genome assembly.